Acanthochromis polyacanthus (spiny chromis) is the source of this 1030-nucleotide messenger RNA. RefSeq names its product transmembrane protein 272-like. The transcript is spliced from 5 exons. The record is from RefSeq and is a predicted model, not a curated record. The coding region runs from base 101 to 631 and encodes 176 amino acids. Lineage: Eukaryota; Metazoa; Chordata; Actinopteri; Pomacentridae.
UGAGGCGGAGGUUUGGCAUCCGACGAGGUGCGGCUGUCAGAGCAGCAGGAGAGGAGGAGGACUGAUUCAGACACAAGGUGAGAGACCUCAGUACUUGAUCAUGUCCAACACUGGCCUUAUUCAACGCAUUCGCAACACUGAUAAGCCCUCACCAGCAGUACAAGCAUGUUCAAAGUUGCUUUUUUGCGCCAUGCCCAUUGCUCAGAUUGCAAUUGGGGCAGUACACUUGGAAGACUGUCCUCGGCAGCCCUACAUCCCCAUCUAUUUGAUAGUGGUGGGUGUCUUUGGCCUGGUGCUGUCGUUGCUCUCCUGCCUGCCCUGUGCCAAGAAGCCAGAAGAUGGCACCACCAACCCACUGAACCGAAUCUGCACAGCCUGGAACUCACUGACCUCUUGCUUCCUCUUUUGCUGGUUUAUCACUGGUAAUGUGUGGAUCUACUCUAUUUAUCAGCCCAACUACAACAGGAACACCACACAUGUAGAGCCGUACUGCGACAAGACGCUCUACCUCUUUGCCUUCUGGACCACCACGCUGGUUUACAUCCUCCUGUGUUUGUUCCUGUUCGGUGGCUGCUGCGUUCUUUUCUGCUUCUUCCUGUGUGGCCGUGCCGAUCCCGACGACAAUGUCUAGAGACGUCGUCGUUUCAGGAUUGAAAACACACAUCUGUUGUUGCAAUAGUGGCACUUUCCCACUUGAUUGUAGCAUUUGGAAACAUGCCCUUAAAAAAUGAGGAACAGUUGCACAGCCUUCUGUAGAUACAUGCUUCACUGUAGAAUAAUGUAAAUAACAUUUCCAAGUGUUUUCUCAUCGCUGAAUAUUUUCUACCUCUGCAGACGUUGUGUGCAUUCUGUUUGUAUUCUCUAAGGGAUCCAGUGUUUUCUUUGAUCACCUUUUAAGCCUCCUAAUCACAAUGUUAAAGUCUUUAUACACUAAAUACUAAGAUUGCUUAUUAUGUACCACGAUUUAUGAUUCUUACAAUGAAAGAGAUGUUAUAUUUUGUCAUCUAAAGAAAUAAAUGAAAUGAAGACA